UGCUGUACUAUUUGCACAGCAAUCGGCUACUCAUGAACUGAUAAUCGGUUAUUCUUCAAUGUUAAUGAACUGCAAGAAUUUUAAAAUCUAAUUAGAAGAAAAUAUUCAAUUUUUCUUCGUCGCUAACUACAUUAUAGCCGAUAAACGGAUAAAAGGCCAUAAAAACACAACUGAAAACACUAGUAUAAAUUUUUUGGGUAGCAUGAAAUUAUUUGCAGAACAACUGCAUAUAAAAUCGCAGACCAUUUUUGGGUUGGUGGGAGCAAAGUGGCGUGAUGCAAAUUUCAUCAAUCAGUUACACCGCAACUGAAAACAGAAGUGAUUUUCAGCCAUUCACACUAAAAAUCAGGCAAAAAGAUCAAACAUCCAUUCAAAAACAAACAUACCACAAGAGAAGCAAGAUUUGAGAUGAAAAUGAAGGUCGUCAAGUCACGACAACCAUAAACAAGCAUCAUAAAAAAUAGAAACACACUUCGACUGCAUGAUUCGAAUGGAGCGGAGAAAUAUUAGGAAGCAACUGCCGUUAAUCUGUGUCAGUUUUUGGUCUAAUUGCUCCCAUGACGGAAGUGAAGAGCAGAAUUAGCCAGAGAAAAAAUAUAGAAUUGACCAACUCUAUUAUAAAAACUGUCUUCAAUAUUGGUUGACUAAUAGAAUAUGGAAGUUAUAUUUAGCAAAAGUAUUCAAACAGUGCAAUAAAUCAAAUUAAAUGUGCGUGGCAAGGAUUCGUUAAAUUGUAACUUCUGGCACUUGUGGUUUCGAUCCAUGUCUCAAAAAAAACUGUUGCAGAAUUAUCUCAGGUGAACUCUGCAAAUUAAUUACCCGGAAAAUUGAACUUUUUAUUUCGCCGCCUAUAUUUUGCAAAUUGGGUGGAUGACAGAGCCUCACCAGAAAUAUUAUUCACUCCCUCCACUACAAAAACUCUAAAGAAUCUGCAAACGCCAUAAACCAAGCACGACUACCGCCGCUGCAUACUUUGCAAACAGCAACCAUCCCAACUCCAUGCAUUAAGCUUCUACUUCUUACCAAAAUCAACGAAGCGGUUCGACAACAUGCUGAUGAAUAUUUUACUCUUCAUUAGUCAGACGAUCAAAAAACCAUCUAUUUCAUGGAAGAAGUGUCAAGAAAAAUGCCAAUCAAAACCAACGUAUCCAAGUUGUGCUGUGCAAACUUGAAGCUACAUCACAUUGACAACGUCACUUUAUUAGAAACUUGAACGGAAGUCAAAACUAAGCCCAGAUGAAGACCCCGGUGAAGUUUGCGAAUGCCGCGGCUGCCAAAGCAGGAAGUUUCGCCUCGGACGACCAGAAGCGACAUGGAGUGGUGCUAUCACUCGCCACCUUCGCUGUUCUCUAUCUCGGCAUAGGGUUCCAGCUGACACUGCAGAGCAUCAUGAUAAUCCCAGUGGCAAAGAUGUACUCUACUGACCUGUGGCAGUCUGCUCUAGCGCUCUCCAUAUUCCACCUCGCAUUCGCCAUCACCUAUUGGGUGACGCCUCUGACUAGUCGACUGGGUUUGCGGAAUGUGACAAUAGCGUCUGGACUGCUGGUCACGUUCGGAAGGGCAGUCAUCACCCUCUGCCCUUCCCUCCCCUUUCUAUACCCAGCAUCCAUAUGUGCAGGCAUCGGAACUAUCUUUCUUCACUACAAUGCCAUCAUCCUCCUCAACUAUCACUACAAGUACAGUGAGAACCUUUCAGUGGCCAUGGGAUUUGCGCUGUGUGGGCAACCGGUGGCCAUAAUGACCACUCCUUUCAUUCUCUACUGGCUGCAGAAACACAUCGGAUGGACCGGCGCCUCUCUAACAUGUGGCGCCUCCAGCUUCGUUUUAGUCCUAGUCGCUUUGAUCCUCAAACCACACGAGGAGAAAGCAACAUCAGCACCUCCUGACUUAUCAUCCAUCAUUCAGACACCUCGCGCCAGAAGCCGACUACAGCCGAAUGAGAGCUGCAACUCGGCUUGUAACAAUUUCAUCGGCAAAAUGACGACAACUGCAAACCCGAGAGAAGAACGGAACUCAAGUGAUGAUGAAGACUCAACCAACCCUGAUGAUCUGAAAGCAGCAUUGGAAUCUUUGGAAAAUUUACCGCCGCAAAUUUUUGUGACUACCGCCCCAGUUCCCUCAGAAAUCGUCGUUCAAAACGAUGGUGCUACUCAGAACUCGCCUCAAUUUUCAUGCAUACAUACCCGAGUCACAGAAGCAGUCAAGAGUUCAGCUGGAGAAACAAUUUAUGAAGAAGAAGAAGAUAACUAUUCAAGUAAAUCUAUGAGUGAAAACUCAGGCAGUCUUAACAGUUCGGACGACGAAAGACAAAAAUCAGACCUUUCUUACACAGCUCCUGAUGGGAAUUUAGAGACAAAAAAUGAACAUCAAAUUGACACCAGCUAUGAAAACCCUGAAAACUAUCCGAGUAUGAAUGUUGUGACAUCUGCCAAUCAAGAAUGGACUGACAACAAUGAUGACACAGAGAAUUGCAAAACGUCCGACGGAAGCUCGGCCAUGUCAAACAAGUCGCUCGGUUCCAAGUCUGAAGAGAACAUAAGCACCAUGCUUCCAAUUUUGACCACGACAAAUAAUUCAAACAAUCAGUCGAACUCAUCGUUGGACCAUCAAAACCAGUAUCAAUUUCAAAACGGGAACAAAAAUACGAUCAACAACAGCGAUCCUGGAAGACGACGAGGUCUUUUAUCUGUGAGUUUUGACCAAUUUGGAGGAAGUGAAAUUUCGAUGCAUAGGUCGAGAAGCUACGAAGACUCUUUCAAAUCUUCCAAUCCUCGUUUAAGCACACUGGAAGUUCCUAAUCAGGUGACCGUUAAACGAGUUCGUUCUGCCGACGACGUUCAAGAUCGAAUGAAACUUUUCCAGAAAAAUCAAAGCAGCAAAAAAUCAGGCGGUCGAGGUUAUGGCAAACGAGCGCAAGCAAGGCGGGAGACGCUAGCGUUUGUUAUCAAAGCUUCAGGUCUAACAGCUGAAAGACGCGAAACACUAGCUAACAUUGCUACCAAACCCUUUCAGAGCAACAGGCGAGAUAGCGUAAGAGCUUUCAGUGGAGUUACUGUUCCUGAAAUCUUAGUGGCCGCCACCUUCCGAGGCAUGUGGAUCAAAACAUCCAGUGGACUCCACGAGAUCCAAGCACAGAAAUUGGAAUGGCUCCGGCAGAAAACAGUGAAACGAGAACGAAAGGUAGCUUUGAAGAAUCCUCGCAUUUGGGUGUAUGGCUUGAUUACUUUUCUAUUGCGAGCUGCCUUCGCCAUGAUUCUCGUCUACAUUCCCACCAAGCAACUAAUUCUCUCCGAUGACGUAAUCAGCAUCGGAAUGUUUUCCACGAUGUUCUGUCUAGGUUUGGGUGCUCUGACUGGUCGCAUUCUGUUGGGCAUGCUGGCCGACUGGGAACACUGUGAUCGAGUGGUGCUCAACUUCGGCUGCUGCCUCCUCGCCGGACUCAUCUCCAUUGCCAGGGGAUCCCUACAACUAGGCGUGGACCACGAGAUGUUGCAGCGGGUACUGUCUCUGUCGGUGGCCUUCCUCAGUGCCACUUCUUUCCUCCUCUACUCAGUACACGUCAUAGAGAUCAUCCCCGGCAACCAACAGGAACACGUCACAUUCAUACUCAGAAUCAUGGAUACGUUCCAGGCACUUGGCUACGUCAUCGGUCCAGUGAUAGCCGGCGCCUGCUUCACCAACCUGGAAAACGACCACUGGAUCUUAAGUCUCACUGGCAUUUUCCUCUCCACCGGUGCCUUCCUGUUGCUCCUGGUCAGCAAAUGGAUGCCCCCUGUCGACCCUCAAAGCAUGAAGUCUGAAUCGGAGCAGGAGGAAUCACAAAACGAUGAUCCGGAUCCUAAUUUUGAAAACCCAAAUGAGAUCAUAGGGAUCCCAAAUGACAUCCAGGAUCCCAAGUGACGUCCAGGAUCCCGAGUGACGUUCAGGAUCCCAAGUGACGUUCAGGAUCCCAAAUGUAUAGAUCAAAAAAAUCUAAACUCGAACUCUCUUCAAACUUAAAAUUUAGCAUCAAAUGCGGCCAUCAUGAAAACAAUCUUCGGAAACAGACUGAUUACAAUAUCUCAAUUUACUACAACGAUUCACUCAUGCAUUCGACUUCUGCAGAGUCGAAAAAAAAACUUGCUCUAUCUUAACUUGUUAGACAGAAAAGCACCAUCGAAAAUACCGUUGCAAUAGUGUGAUCGGUCAUUCUAACCAUAAAACUGUAAAUAAAACUUUUACAA
This is a messenger RNA of Symsagittifera roscoffensis, 4223 nucleotides long. RefSeq lists its product as uncharacterized. The record is from RefSeq and is a predicted model, not a curated record. Gene Ontology annotation, biological process: transmembrane transport. The transcript has 9 exons. Lineage: Eukaryota; Metazoa; Xenacoelomorpha; Acoela; Convolutidae. The coding region runs from base 1237 to 3900 and encodes 887 amino acids. Gene Ontology annotation, molecular function: monocarboxylic acid transmembrane transporter activity. Gene Ontology annotation, cellular component: membrane.